Messenger RNA from Coffea arabica (coffee), 2139 nucleotides. Its product is annotated as protein MITOFERRINLIKE 1, chloroplastic-like. NCBI's taxonomy places the organism in Eukaryota, Viridiplantae, Streptophyta, Magnoliopsida, Gentianales, Rubiaceae. The record is from RefSeq and is a predicted model, not a curated record.
UCCGACACAGUAUCCAAACGCCUCCCAAGUAUUCUCCAUCACCUCAUUAUGACCUGAAUGAAACAACUCUGGUAGCAGCGACCAAUCCCCACAAAUGGAAAUUAGCACCAGCAAACCCCUCGGCUUUCUCUCAUCAAAUUCACAAACUUCAUCAACUUUCCAAGAUUUCAAUACCCUCUUCAACAAUCUUAACACCACCCUCUUAUCCACCAGCACCUCAUCCCUCCGUCGCCUCACAAAUACCCCAUGUAAAGCAGAGAAAAUAAAAAAUGGUCAAAAUUUCAGCCCAAAAAGGAUUCUUCAAUUUUCAUCGACUUCAAUCUCCAUUCAACCUGAAAUCAAAAACCCAGAAAACCCCACUUCUCGAAUUUGGCUAAAACCAGCCUCAAGAGGCUCUCCCCAAGUCUAUGCCCUGUUCAAGAAUCUCUCUGUUUUGGAAAAAGCCCUCAUGGGUGCUGCUGGUGGAGGCAUUGCUGGUGCAUUCACUUAUGUCUGCCUCCAUCCUCUUGACACAAUCAAGACUAAGCUCCAGACAAAGGGGGCAUCAGAAAUUUAUAGUGGUACAGUUGAUGCCAUUGUUAAGACCUUCAAAACCAGGGGAAUUUUGGGGUUCUAUAGUGGAGUUUCUGCGGUGAUUGUUGGUUCUACGGCUUCUUCUGCUGUGUAUUUUGGGACAUGUGAGUUUGGAAAGUCAGUUUUGUCGGAAAUCCCUCAAUAUCCAGCUGUUUUGAUACCCCCUACUGCUGGGGCUAUGGGGAAUAUUGUUUCAUCAGCUAUAAUGGUACCUAAGGAAUUAAUUACUCAGAGGAUGCAAGCUGGUGCAAAGGGGAGGUCUUGGGAGGUUUUAUUGAAAAUUUUGAAAAAAGAUGGAAUUUUGGGAUUGUAUGCUGGAUAUAGUGCUACAUUGCUGAGAAAUUUGCCUGCUGGGGUGUUGAGUUAUUCAUCGUUUGAGUAUCUUAAAGCUGCGGUAUUGAAUAGUACUCAUCAGGUUCAUUUGGAGCCAUUUCAGAGUGUCUGUUGUGGUGCAUUGGCUGGAGCCAUAUCAGCUUCACUGACAACUCCUUUGGAUGUGGUUAAGACAAGAUUGAUGACUCAGGUUCAUGGGGAGGCUGUGAAUAAGGUUGCAGCUGUAAUGUAUAGUGGUGUCUCAGCUACUGUUAAACAGAUUUUGAAGGAAGAAGGCUGGAUAGGGUUUACACGAGGAAUGGGGCCUAGAGUUGUUCAUAGUGCCUGUUUUUCUGCAAUUGGUUACUUUGCCUUUGAGACAGCUAGGCUCACAAUUUUGCAUCAGUAUUUGAAGCAGAAGGAGCUUCAGAACAUGGCUCUUGAUUCUUCAUCCACGGUCAAUCAGAGUGAAUAAAGUGGCAACGAGGUGCUUUGCAAGUGCAUCUGGGUUCAUGAACCUUAUCAUGCUAAGGUUGUUAUAAGCAAAUCAAAGGGCUGAGCAUGAAUAUGAUUGAUAGUGGGAACUGAGAACAUGAAUGAGCUGACCAUGAAAGCCUUUUAAAACAGAUAAGUGAACAAUCAAUAGAAUUGAGCAAGGUUGUUGUGCCAAGCUGUCUUUUUAAGCCCAGUAGGUUUAUUUGUGAGAUUGUUCUGCCAUGUGAGACCACUGUAGAAGGGUGAAAUUCCACUGUUGAAAAAACAGAGGAAUAUUUGUAUUGCUUGGAGGAAACAAAGUGGAGAGUGAUGGAUAAUGGCUCCCUAUAAAAGUCUCAUGGUUUACAAGAAUGUGGGUUGCACGGAAAGUAUGGGGGUGACCAUACAGAACUAUUAAUUUGUCUAGCAUCUGAUUGGACCCAUGUGUGUUUUUGGUUCAAGGUUGCUCAAUCAAUUACAGUCCAUCUUAUAUUUGAACAUCUUCAAGAAGCACUUAAAUGGCUGUGUUCUUAUUAUAUCUUAUGUCUCAGCUUGGUCAUGGAGAGUAUCUUGGUGAAACAGUUUCCAAUAAUAAAUGCACUUUUCCACAUGCUCUAAACCUUUGCCUGUAAUCUUGUUUAAGAUCUUCUGAUGUUAAUGCUUUUCAUCAUUAUUUCUGCAUUUUAUGUUACAAUUGCGGUUUUGAUGGUACUUCAUGAUCUUCAUGCUUGGCAUUUUUUGGUCUGCACCUAUCAAAAUGGUCUUAUACCCCUGUAAUGA